This is a messenger RNA of Cladocopium goreaui, 8274 nucleotides long. The record is from the annotation of a GenBank genome assembly. NCBI's taxonomy places the organism in Eukaryota, Dinophyceae, Suessiales, Symbiodiniaceae.
AUGAGUAUCGCAGACCGGCGACUGCCGAUGGUGCUGUCCAACACACGACAUCCAAUCCUUCCAGUGUUGGAGCCAGGUCAUAGCAUCAAGGAGUGGCAAACGCCUGCCCUGAUGGAGCUGAAGCAACGGCUGAUAGCCGAUCCAUACAGCCUGGCACUGAUGCAGCAGCACCUGGAGGAGGUUGCGGAAGAACAUGACGGGGAGGCUCCCCGGGAGAUUGAUCUGGUCCCGCUGGACCUGGAAGAAGGCUUGGAGGCCAUUGCUUUGGCCGAUUGGCAGAGUGAGUUGGAGACUCAGGCCAUCCAUCAGUUGGAUGAGGUACUUUGCCGGCUGCCGCCGAAUGCACUGGUAUCCAGCCUAUCGCGAGAAGAGCAAAGCACCGACAGCGAAGGAUCCAUUAGCGAAGGUGAGAGUGAAACUUCUCACGAUCCAGGGUUUGACCUGGAGGACAGCGAUGGAUCUUCCACCUCUUGCCAAGACGAUGAAGUCGCAGAGCGACAUAUGGUGCUGACCACCGACAUGAACGAAGAGAGCGAGGUGCUGAACAAAGGGCAGCGCCGCAGACUUUUGGAUGCAGUCCACAAGAUUGCAGAAUCUGCAAAGGAGGAGCUGGUGGAAAGAGUCCCUAAGGGACCGUCCAGACCUCCAAGGCCCAUCCGAAGGAUGAGUGGCCUGCUGAAGGUGAUCGAGAUUUUCACCUGGUCUUGCAUGAUCUCGCAGGUAGCCACCUUGAGAGGAUGGGAGACCUAUGAGCCCAUCACGUUGGAUGCCGGAUGGGAUGUUUCAAGUCCUCAAACGCAGGACGCCGCAAUGAAGUACCUCGAAGAGGUGGACCCUGACCUGAUCAUGAUCGCAUUUCCAUGUGGUCCCUGGUCCGUAAUGCAGAACAUCAAUCAGCGGACACCAGCACAGCGGCGAGCUCUUAGGUGGAAAAGGGCCAUCGCUCGAAAGACCGUCCUAGCCUUCACUCGGAGGGUUGCUCUCUGGCAGAGAGGACGUGGCAAGGCGGUCGUGCUGGAAAAUCCCGCUUUAGCCAAAUCGUGGGAUACAGAAGAAAUCUCGGAGGCUAUCGAGGGGCUGGAUUUCGCCCGAUUUGACCAAUGCCGAUUUGGCCUACGGCAUCCCGUGAACAAGAUGCCGAUGAAGAAGCUGACUCAGGUCGCAGGCCAAACGGAAGUGAUCCAAGAACUGAAGGAGGCACGCUGCCUAAGAGAUCACCAACACCACCCCAUAGAGGGUGGAUUCAAAGGGGCGGAUGGCAAGUGGCACAGCUUGAGUGAGCACGCGGGAGGCUACCCGGCUGAGCUCUGCCACUGCAUCCUCAAGGGAGCCGAGGCAUUUUGCCGUUCACAGGAGGCCCUUAUUGGGGGUGGAGAUGACUAUGAGUUUGAUGAUACAGCGGCAGAGCUGCAGGACGGUGACGAAGCCCUCAGAGAGGAGGAACAGCUUGCCGAGCAAGAGGAGUUUCAGGACGACCCAAACCUGAAAGACAAGGAUCUCGAGGAGGAAGAGAGGCAUCCAGUCUCCGCAGAAGUGAGGAAAGCGGUGGAAUUCACCCACCGCCAGCUUGGUCACCCAUCGAGAUCAACGCUCCUACGCAUGAUGCGGUUGAGUGGAGCGAGUAGUGAGGCCAUCCGCUAUGCAAAGCGAUGGCGGUGCGAUGUGUGUGCACAGAGGCAGCGACCUCGCCAUCCGAUGGCUUCGACUGCAACGACACGACCCUACGGGUUCAACCAUCACCUGCACAUCGACCUGAAGUUUGUCCACGAUGUGAGGGCAAAGAGAUAUGCUGUGCUGUCAAUGUUGGACCUGGGGACCAACAAGCACGACUGCGUGAUGGUCAAGACCCGGCGCAGUGAUUAUGUGGCUGGCAAAUUCAUCCGCCAUUGGUGCAUGAGGUACGGAGUACCAGCUCGCAUCACGCACGACCAAGGUGGUGAAUUCGAGCAAUCCUUCACAGCAGUGCUCGAGCAGUUUGCCAUCGACUCCGAUGUGACUGCAGCCCACGCUGGCUGGCAGCUGGGCGCAGGCGAGCGCCAUGGAGAAAUCCUCGGAGUAGCCUUGCAGGCUAUAGUGGAUGAGCACUCUGUGGAAGGAUACAGAGCUAUGAAGCUGGCCCUAGCAGCGGCUACGAUGGCGAAGAACGCCACCAUUACCCGUGAUGGGUAUACACCCAACCAACGAGUCUUUGGGGUUGAGGUGAAGUGGCCGAGCCUCCUGGCUGAAGAGGUGGAGCCUUCAUUUGCAGAAGGAGUCAAUACAGACUCCGAAGUGGCUAGGGCGCAUCAAAUGCGCACCACGGCUCGUAUCGCGCUCAUCAGGAGUGACGUCCGCGAGAAAAUGAAGAGGGCGAUCCUGAGAAAACCGGCCACAUCCCAGGGGCCAUACGCUCCAGGAACGCGGAUCUACUUCUGGGUACCAGGGGUGAAGUCCCGGUACAGUUCCCGCGGAGGCACAUGGCGUGGUCCGGCGACCAUCCUGAUACAAGAGCGGGCGAAGCGAUACUUUGUAUCUUGGCGAGGUCGACUUCUCCUACUGGCAGAGGAGAAUCUCCGACUCGCGACGCGGGAGGAGUUAGCACUCACGGAGGAAAUCAAAGAUGAAGUCCUUGACCUUCAGGACAUGCUCCGAGAUCCGAUGAGAUCCAAUGCCUAUAGAGACCUCAGAGAUGCAAAGCCACCUCCAAGGAGGCAACAUAAGCGAAGAGCACCGGCUGCGCCGGAAACUAUGGAAAGGAAGCGUGCCAAGCUCAUGAUGCGAGGCACGAAGUCGGUGCAGAAGCUUUUGCAGGAUGCUGGAGCUGGAAAGGAGUUCAGGAAGAGAAUAGCUCGGCAGCGACGCGGCCAGAAAAGGAAGGCAGUGAAGAUUUCAGAGCCGCCUGCACCGAAAACGGCAGAACCUUUACCGGCGGAGCCGGAGGAGAAGUCAGAAGGCUAUGACCCGAGCAUAGCAGAGGAUCCGGUAGAGGAAGGCCCUAGGCCGGAGGAGCCGGAGGCGCCGGACACAGUUGAAAGACCUGAGGAUUCGGAAGCUCCGAACGAAGGUGGGGCACCCGAGCUCCAGGAAGAGCCAGGUGAGGACGCUGAGGUGGCACCAGAAGAUGUUCCAAUCGAAGGGGACGAAAUCACUGAAGAGGAUGGUGAGGAUGGUGACCCCUCACGGUUAGAUCCCCUGCGGCUCAUCCGAGAGCGUGCCAGUAGGGAAUGGCAAGGUCUUCCGCCAGAGGCGAGACGUCAGAGGUUGAACGACGAUGUACCUCUGUCUUUAAAGAGGAAGAUCGCAGAGCGACGUGAUUUGGAUGACACUUUCGUCCCGGAGAAGCGCCAGAGGGUGAGUGACUCCCUGGUGGCUCAGGUGAUGAUGGGCGCUUCAGAAGACGGACCGUCCAAUGAAUGGGUUAGCCGAUAUGAGCUUACGCUGCUGAGGCAGUUGACAGGGCUGCCAAUCUGUGCUGCGCGGUUGCACCGUGCUCCAAGAAAGAGGUUCAUGAAACCUCCAAAGAUGGUGUCACGGUCUCGGUUGACCAUCAUGAUCGGAAGAGACCCCGUAGACGCCUUUGUGGUCUCCGAGAACCCUGAGGAAGUAGCGGCCAAUCCGAGACGCAGGUCAUCCAUCGAGUGGAAAGGAAUGACCAUGUUUGCCAAGGCUGCGCCUGAAGAUAAAAGGGCACGGAUGUACCCAACAUACAUCCAAGGUGCUCAAGGUCUUUAUGAGGCCAGUCUGACCUACGAGGAACGCAAGGCGUUCGAAGAGAUCUGGGUUGAGGACACCAGGAAUUGCUUGGUGGCAGAGAUCAUGGCUUUGAAGCUCAUGGCCAGUGGCAAAGAACUCAAUCCAAAGGCUUUCGAGAAGGAUGAAUGGGAAAAGUUCAAGGUCUCUGACCAGAGAGAAUGGGAACAGUGGAUCGACAACGCUGUCAUGAGAAGAGUUCCCAAGGAAGAGGCGGCGUCCAUUCCAAAAUGGAAGGUGUUCAAGUCCCCACUCCGAAUGGUCCGAACGAACAAGAGUGGUGGAGUGCUGUUACCUCUGAUCGCAAAAUCGCGAUUAGUGGUGCCAGGUCAUUUAGACCCUGGCCUGGGUGCGUUUCGCACCGAUGCACCAACUGCGGCCUUGACGCCGACCCGCUUGGCAAAAGCGGUGGCAGCCGGAAGGGGCUGGCAAGGUUGGAGUUUUGACGUGACGACGGCUUUCUUGUCAGGAGAUAGCACCAGCCGUGAGAUCUACGUCAGAGCCCCGGAAGAAGGCCUGCCGGCCGCGAGAGGAGAGCCUCCGGUAGAACCGUUCGAGUUGCUCCAAAUUUUGAAGUCCGCCUAUGGACUGACUGAAGCCCCAAGGCUUUGGUAUUUGCGGGCUUCACGCACGAUCCAAAAGACCCCUCUCAAGGAGCUGGCUGCAGCCAAGGCAGUAUUUGUGGCCGCGGAGAAGGGAGUCUCGUGGGCGAUCUUGGUGCUCCACGUGGACGACGGCCUGCUGCUAGGGUCUGAUCAGGAUGUGCGAUUUCAACGGUUGAAGGAACAGAUCAAUGGACUGUUCCGAAUCAAAGAGUGGAAGACCGUUCCACUCACAUUUCUGGGAGUGAACCUGGAGAAACAGGGUGACACGUGGGUUGACGACAUGUCGGCCUAUAUCAAGGCGAUCAAGAUCCCAGAGAUCCAAAAGAAGAAAGAUGACAUCCCACUGGAUGCUCAGGAGCUGACUGCCUUUCGGCAGCUCGUCAUGCGCCUUCGGUGGCCUGCACAGCUGGCUGCGCCCCAGCUAUUGUAUGAGGUGUCACUUUUGGCACAGAAAGUUUCUAAGGCGACGCACAAGGACUUCAAGGACGCCUUGGCGUUGCAUGCCAAGUUCCUGACGGAAGUGGAUGAGGGUAGAGCUGCGCUCAAAUACCCAAGGAUGAAUGGCGUGCCAUAUCUGGUGACGUAUUUCGACGCGUCACUCGGCCGAGAGCCCGAAGGACGCUCUCAACUGGGAGCCAUUCAUUUCCUGACUGAUGAGGGAGUGAUUCACGGGCCGCGCCCAGCUGCCGUGGUGGAGUUCACAACCACCAAGUCCACCAGAGUUGUGAGAAGCUCAAUGGCAGCAGAAUCUUGCAGCCUAAGCGUGGCUGUGGACCGCCACAUGUAUGCAAGGCUGAUCCUCGACAUGAUGCUGAGAGGAACAUACGAGGUCAAGCCUACUUGGCGUACAGAUUGCCAAGUCCGUGGUGGUUUGGUCACAGACGCCAAAAGUCUGUAUGAUCAUAUGUCCACGACAGGACAGAUCCCUCAGGAGAGACAGACGAUGCUGGACCUCCUUGCUGCUAAGAGCCUGCUGGAGCAAGAAGCCUUUCGGCUCUUUUGGGUGCCCACACAUAGGCAGUAUGCCGAUGUCCUUACAAAGAAAAUGAAGGACCUACUGUGGAUGGAGUUCAUCCAAACGGGUACCAUCUCGCUGCGCGAGACCCCAGCAGAGAAGGCUCUGGAGGAGCAUCGUAAGCGACUUCGACAAGGUCAACGGCAGCGCCGGAAGACCAAGUUCAAGGCUGCAGCUGCAGCCACUAAUUCGUACCAGCGACUCUUCCGCACCAAGUUGGACCACUUGGGCCGGGCCGUUCCCUUCGACACCUUCCGAAGGUAUGCCCGUGGUGUCUUAGAAGAGUUGGAUCACGACCCAGAGGCUCAGGAAAUGAUCCUGGAGCAGUUCGUCGCCGAGGCGAAAGCUGGUCGCGAAUUCCUGGACGGCGCUGAGGAUAGCGAGAUCAGGUUCCCCGUGGCUGGCCAGGCCGGGGAUCGCGGACGACGCGACGCGACGACGCGGCAUGGGAUCCUAAAGGAUGUCCCCAUGGGAAGUCUCACCGCAGAUGAACUGGCGGCUCAGGUGGUUCAUGCCCAUUGCCAGCAGAAGUUGGAUGCCGCCAGGGAGCAGUUGGAAACAGUCUGGGAGGAGGUCUUGCAGCAGGUGGUCCAGAUGGAGUUCGUGUCCUCCUUAGCAGAUGCCGUUAAGGCCAGAGCGGAUGAGGGCAGCGGAUGUGGCAAACAUGUGGCGACAGAACAUGGUGAGGCGGCUCCACUGGCAGCCAGAGUGCACCACACCAAGCGCUCGGAGUUUCUUUUCUACCUUUUUCUUCCGGCAGUUGUGAUCACACUCUCGACUUCGCUAAUUCGUAUCAAUCAGAUGCUGAUGGCAAAAGAGCAUUUUCCUUAUCCCUUUGUCUUGGUGAUUCUGCACUGUUAUUUUUGCACUCUCUUCGCUCUGAUUUUGCUGUGGCUCCGCCCCGGCUUGUUUCCUGCCUUGAGAGAUCCGGAUAAGAAGGUAGAGCUCUCUCUCCGCUGCUACAUUACCUCAAUUCUUCCCAUUGCGUUGUGCUUCACCGUUUCGUUGGUCCUGUCCAACCUGGCCUACAAGUACUGCACUGUGGCCUUUCUUCAGAUGAUCAAAGAGGGUAACAUCAUGGUGAUCUUCGCCAUGACUUACGCCUUCGGCAUCGAGACCUUCGAAUGGACGAAGUUGGGCAUCCUCUUAGUGAUGCUGUUUGCAACUUGGAGCUGUGUGGAUGGCGAGCUGAAUUUCAACAUCGCGGGCUUCCUGGUUCAAGUGACUGCCGGCGUGUGCGAGGCCACGAAAACCAUCCUGCAAUCCUUGCUGUUGGCAGGCAAAGGAUUCAAGCUGGAUCCUAUGUCCAUGGUUUUAACCUUGAUGCCUAUGUGUGGACUGCUAUUGUCUGGUGUGUUGAUCUUCCACAUCUUGCUGCUGCCCUUGAACUUCGUGAAACUCCCCAGUUGGGACGAGGUCUGGGCGUGGCGGGUCCUCUUAGCCGCCAGCAUUUGCAACGCCUUUGUGCUGAAUGUAGCCAUUGCAGUGUUCCUGAAGUAUCUCUCACCAGUGGUGUAUGUCCUGACAGGAAACAUCAAGGACAUAGUGGUGGUCUGCAUGUCAGCCUUUCUGAUCGGCGAACCUAUCAGCUCCUUGCAGAUCCUGGGCUUCAGCACGCAGGUGCUUUGCGUCUUCGCGUGGACGAGCUACAAGCACAACGGCCAGUUGGUCCCCAAGGAACUUCUAUUAGAGGCCUUCGAAGCAGCUCGCAACACUUUGGCACUCGUGGAGGCGACGCUACGCUUGAACGCCACCGGAAACACGGUGACAGCCUUGGUGCAACGCCUCGUAUUUCAGGCAAGUGUUCUUGAAGAAGCUUUCUUGGUGCGUCAGUCUAUCAUGCAGGCAGUGCUGGAGGGAAAGUUCGACGAUAUCGAACUGUGGGCCGAACAAGCUCAAACCUUGGGUGAGGACCUGCAUUUGGAGCUGGCGUAUGCAGAUCGCUUGCGACAGGCCAGCCAGCAAACUUCCAAAUCCUCUUCCUCCAGCUGGUCCACCGGCUCUCCAGACGAUGACGCCGCCGGCGACCACGGGCGUGGAACCACUCGGGAGGAGCACUGCAAGGAUUCGUCGAAACACUCCUGGGACUGCAGCACCACGCAUCCCCACUCCCCGCAAUCCGCCGAGCCCACCCCGCGGCCGGAACCCGCGGAACCAGCGGAGCAGCAACGGCGCGAUCCCGCGCCGUACGCUGCCAGUGGGGUGCAACUGAAACAUGCCAAGUGGAGGGCAGCUGAGCGGCCGGCAGAGGGGCCUUUUCCAGAGUCCAAGAGGUGCUUUCCUGAGUCUGCCUCCUUUCCCCGCUUCACGGAAUAUGAGCAACGACGCGCCAAAGAACGCCGGAGUCCAGAGGCGGAUUGGGACUACCUUCAGGCAAAAGCAGAGCAGCAGCGCUACACCGCAUUUCAGCCCACCAAGGGCCCCCGCCCUGGCCGCCCGGCCAGCGCCCCAGCGCGUGGCCGCGAACGCGAGCCUGCGGGCGCGGGCCGCGCGGCGGCACAUGCAGCCCAUGCAACAGCCCAACGGACGGCUACGCGGGCGAAGGCACAAAGCCUCUUCGGAAGCUGGUGGAAGUCCUGGAUGGGCGCCGCCAAGGAUCCGCCGAGCGACUUCCCUCGGGACGUGCCCGGAGACCGCGGCGACCGCGGCGACCGUGGCGACCGCGGCGACCGCGCGGGGCGACGGCCGCGGGAGGAGAAGGGACGGCUGGUGUCGAAGGUGGAGUGCCGCGAGAGCGACUUGAUGAUUUUGGGUUUCGCGCGCACUGCGAAGCCAACCCCGGAAGAGCUGAAGAAGGCUUACAAGGUCAUGGCCAUGCGUUGGCACCCAGAUCGGCCUCACAAUCGCGACAAGAACAGUGAGGCAACGGCCAACUUUCGCACCGUGAAAGCAGCAUACGCGUCUUGGCGCCGAAGUUUUCCAUGA